AGAAGAAGAGCGAUAUCCCAGCGUGCACCACUGCCGCUGUGUCCGACGUUACCAAACAAAACAGCUUGUAUACAGUAACUGAUUUUUCCGGCAGUGAGUCACACAGAGACAGCAGGUAUAUACUGCGUCUCCUUCUCCCUCUCCAGGAUGAGCUCCAUGCGGACCCUCCUGAGCUCCGGUGCGAUGGUCGCUGCGCUGGGGCUCGGCUAUGGGAUGUUGUCCAUUAUAUCUCCAGGAGAGGACAGGCGGAGAGAGCUCGUCAAGAAUCUGCCUGAAGCAAACCCAAUGAGGAUGGAAGAGACAAGGAAGAGGAAUGCUCUGGUGAUGCAGGCGAUCAAGGAGGCUGCUGAGACUAACGACAACAUUGCAAAAGGCUACGGAGGACCUUCAAAAUAGACAGGAUAGGCUCUGGGACCUGUGAGCAAAGUCCUUGUGCAUUGAAUGCUGCUGGCAUGCAGGAAGGACCUGUUCAAAUGAACACAAUGAACCACUGGAUGUUAACAUUGUAUAUUAAAUCUCUUCAACACAACCACA
Messenger RNA from Epinephelus lanceolatus (giant grouper), 534 nucleotides. RefSeq names its product ubiquinol-cytochrome c reductase complex assembly factor 3 (gene uqcc3). Lineage: Eukaryota; Metazoa; Chordata; Actinopteri; Perciformes; Serranidae. The record is from RefSeq and is a predicted model, not a curated record. Gene Ontology annotation, biological process: mitochondrial respiratory chain complex III assembly.